This is a messenger RNA of Anolis sagrei ordinatus, 8899 nucleotides long. NCBI's taxonomy places the organism in Eukaryota, Metazoa, Chordata, Lepidosauria, Squamata, Anolidae. The record is from RefSeq and is a predicted model, not a curated record.
UUCUGUAAGGAUCUAUUCGUAAGUGAACACAUCAUUUCCUCACUCGUUCACAAUCAUUAAGGACUAUUUUGCUGCAACGGCUUCCAUCUCAAAAGUCACUUAUUCCUGGACCAGACUCCAACAAAUAGGCUGUGUUUUCAUGAAGAAACCUCCGAGCUGCUAACAGUCACACAAAGGGGAGCCGAAGACCUUUGCAACAAGUCAUGCAGUCGUCAUGGAGACUGAUGUUUUUUAUGUCACUUGCUAGCUGCUUUACAGAAUCCUCUGAAGCUAUUCCUGGGAUCCCUACCACAUAUGCUGCUAUUCUACGGCUCAAGUCUCUCAGUUCAUCCUACUCUUCAAGAACCAGGCAGCGAUCAAGCAGUCCUCCUUUGGGAAGCAUCUCCUCACCAAGCUGGCAUGGAGCAGCUGCACAACAACAACAACAACAACAACACUCACCCACAAACCUCUAUCACGUUUCAGAGGCCUUCAAACAUGAUGAGAGUGUGGAUUAUGGGCCAGUGUUUAUUCAGGAGCCUGACAGUGUAAUUUUCCCAGUGGAUUCAGAUGAAAAGAAAAUAUCCCUUGGUUGUCAAGCACGGGCAAAUCCUGCUCCAACCUACAAAUGGCUCCGAAAUGGAACCGAGAUAGACAUCGAAAGUGAUUACCGCUACAGUGUGAUAGAAGGGAGCAUUAUCAUCAAUAAUCCCAGUGAAACAAAAGAUACUGGACAAUAUCAAUGCAUUACUACUAACAUGUUUGGCAGCAUUUUGAGCAGAGAAGCUACACUUCAAUUUGCAUACCUGGGGAAUUUCAGUGGCCGGACAAGAAGUGCUGUGUCGGUGAGGGAAGGUCAAGGCGUAGUUCUGAUGUGCUCUCCUCCACUUCAUUCACCAGAGAUCAUCUAUAGCUGGGUAUUUAAUGAGUUCCCCUCCUUUGUUGCUGAAGACAGCCGGCGCUUCAUCUCUCAAGAAACAGGCAAUCUCUACAUAUCCAAAGUACAGCCCUCUGAUGUAGGAAGCUAUAUCUGCUUGGUGAAGAACACAGUGACCAAUGCCAGAGUCCUCAGUCCUCCCACACCACUAACACUCCGAACUGAUGGUAAGCAAGGUGUGAUGGGGGAAUAUGAGCCGAAAAUUGAAGUCCAUUUUCCAUACACAGUUACAACCGCUAAGGGAUCUACCAUUAAGAUGGAGUGCUUUGCACUGGGCAACCCUGUUCCAACAAUCUCCUGGAGGAAAGUUAAUGGCCCCAAUCCAAGCAAGGCUCGCCUGCGGAAGUCCCAAGCUGUCCUCGAAAUCCCAAAUGUACAGCUAGAAGAUGCCGGGACAUACGAAUGCAAGGCUGAAAAUUCCCGGGGAAGAAAUGUCUUCCGAGGACAGCUGCAAGUUUAUACAUACCCACAUUGGACAGAAAGACUGAAUGAUACCCAGUUAGACAGUGGGGAUCAGCUUCGAUGGGAAUGUAAAGCUAUUGGAAAGCCAAGACCUACCUAUCGCUGGCUAAAGAAUGGAACCCCUCUCUGGCCAGAGAGCAGGAUUGAGAUGGUUAAUGGUGUGCUGAUGAUCCACAGUGUAAAUCAGUCUGAUGCUGGAAUGUACCAAUGUGUAGCAGAAAACAAGCAUGGAGCUGUUUACACCAGUGCCGAGCUAAGGAUAUUAGCUUCUGCUCCAACUUUCCCUGCAAGUCAUCUGAAGAAAACAAUCAUUAUUACCAAAGGCCAAGAAGUUGCUGUUGAAUGCAAACCCCAAGCCUCUCCCAAGCCAACCAUCUCAUGGAAGAAAGGAGACAAAGCACUGAGAGAAAAUAAAAGGAUAACUGUUCUUCCAGAUGGGAGCCUGCGGAUCCUGAAUGCCACCAAAUCUGAUGAAGGGAAAUAUGUCUGCCGAGGAGAAAAUGUUUUUGGUUCAGCAGAGAUAACAGCUUCUGUGUUUGUUAAAGAACCCACCAGAAUAGACUUGUCCCCGAAGAGGACUGAGCUAACCGUGGGAGAAAGCAUCGUCCUCAGCUGCAAAGCCCUCCAUGACCCCACCCUAGAUGUCAUUUUCCACUGGACUCUGAAUGGGCAGCCCAUUGAUUUUGAGAAAGAAGGAGGGCAUUUUGAAAGCAUCCGGGUACUUUCAGGCGCUCGUGCUCAGAUGGGGUCACUGAAACGCAUGGCAGCCCAGACAUGGGGGGAGGCAAAACAUCUUCAGGAGCAGAAGCAAGUAUCCUCUGCAGAUUUAAUGAUCAGGAACAUCCUUCUGAUGCAUGCUGGGAGAUAUGGCUGCAGGGUACAAACCACAGCAGACAGUAUAUCCGAUGAGGCAGAACUUCUUGUUAGGGGUCCACCUGGACCUCCUGGAGUUGUGAUAGUUGAGGAAAUCACAGAGACCACAGCUACUCUUUCAUGGACACCUGGGGCUGAUAAUCACAGCCCCAUAACUUCCUACAACCUGCAAGCCCGAAGUCCAUUUUCCCUUGGCUGGCAAACUGUGAAAACAGUUCCAGAAACCAUCAGUGGUGACAUGGAGUCCGCCAUGGCAGUUGAACUGAAUCCAUGGGUGGAAUAUGAAUUUAGAGUUGUAGCAACUAACAAAAUUGGAACUGGAGAUCCAAGUGCACCAUCCAGAGUGAUCCGGACAAAGGAAGCAGUUCCAAAGACAGCUCCUGCUAAUGUAAGUGGCAGAAGUGGAAGACGGCAUGAAUUAGUAAUAGCAUGGGAGCCAGUCUCUGAAGAGUUUCAGAAUGGAGAAGGGUUUGGUUACAUUGUGGCCUUCAGGCCAAAUGGGACAAGAGGCUGGAAGGAAAAAAUGGUCACCUCUUCAGAUGCUUCCAAGUUCAUCUACAGAGACGAGAGUGUGCCUCCCCUGACUCCAUUUGAAGUGAAAGUGGGAGUUUACAACAACAAAGGCGAUGGUCCAUUCAGCCCUAUUGUUGUUAUUUGCUCUGCUGAAGGAGAACCCAGUGCUGCUCCAACGGAUGUCAAAGCUACAGGAUUGUCUGUAUCAGAGAUUCUCGUUGCAUGGAGACACAACAAAGAAAGUGUAGGAAGACCUCAGGGAUUUGAGGUUGGUUAUUGGAAAGAUAUGGAACAAGAAGAAGCAGCUGAAAAGGCCAGAACAGAAGGAAAUGAGUCAUCCAUCAUUCUAACCGGGCUAGAAGGCAACACACUGUACCACCUGAGAGUAAAGGCGUACAACGCAGCGGGGUACGGGCCACCUAGCAAUGCUGUUCGUGUUGCUACCAAGAAAUCUCCUCCUAGUCAAGCACCAAGUAAUAUUAUGUGGAUACAAGAUGGCUCCCAUGUGUCCUUGGGAUGGGAGCCUGUUAGACCUCUAGCAAAUGAAUCUGAUGUCAUGGGAUAUAAGGUCUUGUUUAGACAAGAAGGUCAUAGCAACAGCCAAGUCAUUGAAACACAGAAAACGUCUGCAGUGGUGCUUCUCCCUGAUGUAGGUGUCUACAUCAUAGAGGUCCGUGCAGUCAGCGAAGGAGGAGAUGGAACACCCAGCUCCCAAAUUAGAGUACCGUCUUUCUCAGGUGGGAAAGUCACAAGUUCUCAGUCAAGCCUACAUACUUUCUCCACAUCUUCAUCAACUGUGACAUUUCUCUUGGUACUGAUGGUUCCUUCAACCUCAUGGUGAAGAAGAACUCUGUGGACCUUUUCUCGUUCAUCUGUUCAAUUGCUUUAGGCCAGUGACACCAAGGAGUGGAGCUCUGCGUCCAUGGGAGAGAAAGAACACCCACUGGUCAACAACACCUAGAAAUGCCUACAGUGUGCCAGGAAGAGUGUUGUGGGUGAAAAAUAAUGUUAACAUAAUUCAUCAGGUUUCUUCUUUUCAAUUUUGUACUAGUCCUCUUUGGGAGAGAGGGGAUGUUUAUUGCCCAACAGAAAAUAUGCAGAUUGUAUGAGAUGACCUUUUAUAAACAAAUGAAAUUCCUGUCAAAUUAUAUUUGCUUUCCUUAUAUAUGUUUAUAAAUUAGCUGACACCCGUCUUGUGUCAUUAGUAGUUUGAACUGUGAUGUCUAGUACAGUACAUCGAUUUUGUUUGAGUUGUCACGGAUUUGUUUUCUUUAAAAAGGAAGAAACCGAUGAACAUUUGCAGUCUAGUGGGUCACCACCAUCUUCUCCCUUCUUCUUUUUUUGUAUUUUCUUUUUCAAAUUGACAGAGCAGGAUAACAAACUUUUCAUCAUAAUUACUGUAGCAAAUGUCUUUUAAAAAAAGAAUGGUAAAUCAAAUUGGCAAAUUAUGGUAAUUUCUGUUACUUUUCCUCUGUUUUGUUUAUAUUUUCUGGGCAUAUAAUGAUCCACUUUUCACUACAUGUUACAUUUGAAGCAGUUGAAUGGAGAAGGGUCAGACCUAUUGUUUUGCCUCAGAUAUUAUCCACUUUAACAAUUGAUGGAGAAAUGUUUUAUUUUUAAUAGCAAGAAUAAUGCUGAUUGAGAAUGCAAAUGGCAAUGAAACUAUAAUCAGAUACUUCAACAAACCCUCCAGUUAGUGCAAACUGGUGGAAGGAGAAAAUGAAUGCAAAGAGACAAAGCUGUUAACCCCAAACAGCUUUCAGUCUUUAGACCUUUAUUUUUUUAGUCCAUUUUUGUAUGGUACUGUACUGUCUAUAUUUGGUGAUUAAAUUAAACGAUAUCAAGAAGCAUAUUAAGAUUGGAACAAGAUCAUGGUGACCAGAUUGUUGUCAACAAAAUACAGAACCAAUCAAAUUCUCAAUCUCAAAUCCACUGGAAUAGCUACUGCUAGGCAAUGUUUCCCACCAUCACCUUUAGCUUUUCCAGAUCCAUAUCUUAUUUUCAAGUUCAACCUGCAACAGUUUUAUGUCUUCUUUUGUUUGUAAUAUGAAAUACUAUUUUCUCAUUCAUUCAUACAGUGAUCUAUCCAUUUUUUCUUUACCCCACUUCCUAUUUUAAUCUUUUUAUUCCCUAACUAAAUGGUAACAGCACAUUUGUCUGAUUCAUAUUGGAUAUUAAGUGAGCUAUCCAUUCAGGCACACUUCAUCAUCUGAAGAUCAGGGCACAAAUUAUUAUGCUGCAUCCACAUGAAUACUCAUUGCAAUGCUUGGACUACUGGAAGAGUGAGGGGGCUUCCUCACAUGGCAGAUAUUAUGGGGCAGAAAGCAGACAGAGCUAUCUGUCCUGAAUCGUAUACCCUUCUUCUAUUAUCUGCAGGUGAAAUUGAUUUGUUACUUUCAGCGGAAGUGGGAAUGUUGUGCCAUGUCCAGAUUCAAUUGCCAGUCUGAUCCAUUUUUGCACCCAGAAUGGCAGAAGAUACUAUCUUAUAAUUUGUCCGACAGCUCAAAAUUACCAUAGCUUGGACUAGAGCUUGGCUACCAAUUCUAGUCCCAAAGGCAUUUUUCAGCAAUUAAGUGUCUAUUUAUUAAUAGAAUGGAACACUGAGAGAGAGAGAGAGAGAGAGAGAGAGAGAGAGAGAGAGAAUAUGUUUCUAUUGCUAGAGGCCUUUUGUGGAAGGAGCAGCCAAAUCAAAAUCUUUCUAUUUGUUGGGUGCACAAUAUAUGUACCAGUGCAUUUUAUCAUAGUGACUGAGGAUAAUGCAUAUUACAGAGAAUCAUACCAAAUGUCAGGGCUGGUGCUACUGUUAGGCAAAACAAGGCUGCUGCCUCAGGUGACCGAUGUUAGGUGUCAUGUUAAAGCCAGUUGAAUGUUCCUUAUUUAAGUUAUGAUUGUAUGUUAUGACAAAGGGGGAAACAAUUGCAUUUCAGAUUUUUAGCCUCAGAUUUCAGGAAAAAAAUGACUUUCCUUUGGUGUUAUCCACUUUGACUUGAUGAAGGAGGAGAGAAAGGGAAACAUGGCAGCUAAAAGUCUUAGAUUAGUCCUGCCCAGGCUUCAAAUUAUAUAUCUCAAAGAAAUCAUUGUUCAUCUGAAUAUUGGAUCUAUAGCACUGGAUAUAUACACUUGCUACUUUGAAGACAAACUUCAAAUACAUUGCUUAGCACCUAGGAAGUCACUUAAGCGAAGAAAAAGUGUUUAGCAUAUAAAGUGUAAAAUUUGUGUUAAGAGCUCAGAUCACAGUUUCCAAGCAUUCUUUCACUGUCCAACCCAAUAAGGCCAACUCUCAAAGCAGUUGAAUGAAUUUCCUUUAUGUUGAUCUCUGAUUUUACAUUUAUAUGCACAUUGCUUCCUUUGAAAGGGAGGAAAUGUUUGAAUACUUUCACCAUUGUGAAACUGAAAAAAAGGCUAUCUUGAGUGCUGCAGAUUUCAGAGGUAAGAUAAAGGCACCCUCUAAGUCCCCCCUUUUAAGGAACAUAAACAGUUAGUCUAAAUAAGUAGAAGCUUACCGAAUCUAUUGAAUAAAAUAUGAAUUAACUUUUAUCUUAUUGCUGCAAGAUGCACUGAGGUUGGUGUACAAGAAGAAAGAAUGCAAAGUUACAAUGACAAUGGGCAAAAUCCCUUACUUGGCAAGUGAAAAGAAACAGUAGAAUUCUCAUUGCCUAGGAAAAAUAUGACAGGAUUGUCCCUUUCCUGGCUGGGAAAAGUGCAAGUCAUAACAUAUAAUGAUUUGACAUCCCAUAUUCAGAAACCACCAAAAACAUGACUACAGAAUGUGAUAGCUAAAAUGUGGUUGAAAACAACCAUUUCAGAACCUUUCCUGAAGACUUUAUGGUCCAAUCAAAUGUUGCGAUGAUUUCUUGAAUUAGAUGUGCCCAACCUUUCUGUUGCCCACUCAUCCCAUUGCUACAGACAAAUUCACAAAAUCAUGCAAUGAGUUGGAAUGGCCCUGGUGACACUAUCAGAAGCCUCAUAUAAUAACUCCAUCUAGUCUGACCACUUCAACAUUUCCCAAAUGCGUUACCUAACAAGAAAGAAACAUAGAUCCACUUAAGAUUUACUUAUGCUAAUUUAUAUGUAAAGAUGUGCAGUCAUAAAAGCCUGUAUCCUACUGUUAGUCCUGACUCAAUUCAACAGAUGUAUGCAGUCAAUGAGAUAAGCCUAUGCAUUGACUUACCAUUCAACAUCUGAUUGUCUGUCUAGUCUCAUUGAAAUAAACUAAUAAUAUUUAGGCCAUUUAGUACACUUAGGGCCUAAAUACCCUAAAGACACCAGAUCCUGUUUGAUCUAAUAUAUACAAUGUAUAUAUACUUAAUAUACAGUAGAUGACAGCACAGUGAGGAAGAGUAUAGGGACAGCACAGUGAGAAAGCAUAUAGGGACAGAAAAAUAUUUGAAAAUACAUCAACAGUUGAAAGAAAGGUUUCCUAAGCGUAAAGAAAUGCUGGAAAGGGUUUUCAUCACACUGAGAAGCUUUGCAUGUCAGAACUCUGCAAAAACCCCAUAUGUGUGGUGCUUUUGUACAUAAACUGUAUUUGCUGUGCAUAAAGUUGCAUUUUCUCUGUACGAAUCCAACUUUCUGCACAGAAAGCAAGGCUCUAUGUGCAGAAGAAACAGUUUGCUACACACACACAAAAGUGGGUAUUUUUGCACAGAAAACUCCUUAACUUCAUAUAGUCUCAAAAUGGUAUCAAUUUCAAGGACUUUCUAAGAAUAGGAAGGAAAUUGACAAAAUGACUCACGCCUUCCUUUGGAAAUACAAUGAGCAAAUAUUAGUAUCCCAUAAUAUAUGACUACCCGUUUGCUCCCCAGGUGUUAAAUUUAGAUUGGUAGUCUUAGGACCUAAAGCCUAAAAGAGAGUUAUAAAGCAGAACACAUGGUCAUUCAAAGUGUACCUGCUGUCAUUUUGAAGCAUCAAGUGACAAAGGUGUCAGGAGAAAACAGGGACAAAGACUCCAGAGUACACUUCAGUCAGGAAGUCCUUUAAUAUGUCUUCACUGAUUAAAUUAAUGAUUUGUAGAUGUUCUCUUCAUCUGCCUAUUGUUGUUUCAAAAUACAUUCUCUAAUUAAUUAGAUUAGGACAGGGUGAAUAUUCCUACCACUUCUACAUGCUUUCACCUCCUGCCACUCCCUAGGUUUUGAACAAUGGUAGCCAAUCAUCAAAGCAACAUGGCUUAUUAUUGUCUUCUAUAGAGAGUGAGGAUUUACUAAGCCCCUAUCUACAUGUCUUACAGUCCCUGGUAGUGCCAUAAAUAAAAUGGCAAGCAUACCUCAACUUUUAAUUAGGUUAUAGAUCUUAAUAGGAAAGGUAAUGUAGUGCAGUGGUUUGGCUAUUUUACUAUAACUCUGGGGAUCAAUGCUCCAGUCCUUGCUGAACCAUGGAGACCCAUUGGCUGAUCUUUGACAAGUCACAGUCUGCCACUCUCAAAGGCAAACAAUGGCAAACUACCUCUGAAAAAACCUUGCCAAGAAAACCCCAGGCUAGGACUGCUUUAGGCUUGCCAUAUGUCACCAUAAGUCCGAAAUGGCUUGAAGGCACACAACAACAGUUUUAACGGCCAAACGUUCACUAACUGUGUUGACCCAACAUUAUGUUAAGUGGCAAUGAAUGGAUGCAGGGUCAACAUCAUGUUAAGUAGCAGUGAACAGAUGCAAGCUGGUACCUUUUUUAUUCAAUCUGUGCAAAUGUUGUACCUUGCUUCUAAUAAACAUUUAUAAAUGUUUAAGUACCUACACAUUGCCAUAUUUGUUUCUUUGUGGUUGAUAACAUGUUGAUAACAUGUCCAUCUCAUGACAACUAUCUGAUGUUAUUGUUUUAAAGGAUUUGAGUGUUGCUGCAGAAGUCUUUCCUUGUUUGUUUUCAUUUUCUCUCAUUGAGAUUGUAACAGAUUAAUUCAAAAGACUGUAUUUUUGUAUAAUGUCAUGAUGAUUUUAAAAGUGAGCAGGAAAAAAUAGAACAACAACCUCGGUUCAGAAACCAAAAUGAAGUCCCAUCUUAAAAUGUGAGAUAUCUUGUAUACAACUGUAUAUAUUUACUAUAUAUAAUGGUAUAUACUAUGUGAAAGACACAGUUCAAUACUGGUUCCUGUCUACUGUUCUUGUAACAUUAGAUCUUUUUAAUAAAUUAUUCUCUUUUUAUUGA